GAUAUUCAAUAAAUAGGUUUUAUAUCGAUUUAAAUUACAUAAUAACGAAUAAAAGUUUUUCGGGACUCGCAUAUAGUGCUCGUGUAAAAGCAAAGCAAUGUGAAAGUAGACAUUAGGGGACACGCCCCCUUGUGGAUCUUUCAUCCUCAGCCACUGAAUUCUACGUGAUACGACUUGAUAAUCCUCGUUACUAUUCACACAAAUCAAUACAUCGGCUGUCCCAGAAAUAGCCUUAGUAUCGGAGAGAUACAGAGAGCAGCCUGCUAUGAAGCUGACAUGUAUAAAGACUUGGAGCUAGAUGGUGUGAUCAUUGAGAACAUGAAUGACGUGCCCUAUCAACACAGUACAGCUGUCGGCCAUGAGGUCAGUGCCUGUAUGGCGGUCAUUUGUGCAGCGGUCAAGUCAGUGAUGGGGGUGAAACCAGUGGGUGUCCAGGUCCUGGCUGGGGCAAAUACACAAGCCCUGGGAGUUGCCAGGGCAGCAGGAUUAGACUUUAUCAGGGCGGAGGGCUUUGUGUUUUCCCAUGUUGCUGAUGAGGGAAUGAUGAAUGCCUGUGCUGGAGAUCUGCUCAGAUACAGGAGGCACAUAGGGGCUGACGGCAUACAGGUGUUUACUGACAUCAAAAAGAAACACAGUGCACAUGCAAUUACCUCUGAUGUGAGUAUCAAGGACACAUCUAAAGCAGCAGAGUUCUUCCUUAGCGACGGUGUAAUCAUCACAGGGGGGGCCACUGGACAGGAAGCUGAUGUCAUGGAGAUGAAAGAUGUAGCUGAUGCAGUAAAAAUCCCUGUUUUGAUUGGUUCAGGAGUGACCAAGGACAAUUUACAUAUGUACGCAUCAGCCAAUGGUCUUAUUGUCGGAUCACAUUUCAAAAAAGAUGGUCAUUGGCAGAACGAAAUUGACCCCUGGCGAGUGCAUGCCUUUAUGGAGGAGAUACAGAAGGUGCGAGAGUCUGAUACCACUAGAUGAUGGCUAGCUACUCCACGGUAUCACCGAUGUGUUCAGAACUCGGGACCGUCCACCGCGAUGUGUUCAGAUUUCUAACUCGGGACCCGUCCACCGCAGAUCCUACACUCUACCAAUGUUGCCAUACAGUAAUUGUAAAUGCAUAGUUUCAAAACUUAUAGAUGAAUGCCUUGCCAAGGGGAGUAACUAUAACCCAAGGGGAGUAACAAUAGCCAAGGGGAGUAACUAUAACCCAAGGAGAGUAACUAUAACCAAGGGGAGUAACUAUAAUCCAAGGGGAGUAACUAUAACCAAGGGGAGUAACUAUAACCCAAUGGGAGUAACUAUAGCCAAGGGGAGUAACUACAACCCAAGGGGAGUAACUACAACCCAAGGGGAGUAACUACAACCCAAGGGGAGUAACUACAAACCAAGGGGAGUAACUAUAACCCAAGGGGAGUAACUAUAUCCAAGGGGAGUAACUAUAACCUAAGGGAAGUAACUAUAGCCAAGGGGAGUAACUAUAACCCAAUGGGAGUAACUAUAACCAAGAAAAAGCCCUUGAAGUUGCUUUAUCUUCUAUAUGAAUUUUCGAAGAGGAGAAAAACAUAUCCAAAGCACAACUUACUUCAUGUUUCUUAGGUAAUAGGUUUGUUUCACCAUUUAUGAGUAGAAUUUCUUCAAAUUUUGUAGAUAUAAUGCUUUGAAGUAAAGAAAAUUUUCUGUCACAAAAAAAUAUAGG
This is a messenger RNA of Mizuhopecten yessoensis (Yesso scallop), 1687 nucleotides long. RefSeq lists its product as uncharacterized. Bases 277 to 969 code for a protein of 230 amino acids. Lineage: Eukaryota; Metazoa; Mollusca; Bivalvia; Pectinida; Pectinidae. The record is from RefSeq and is a predicted model, not a curated record. The transcript has 6 exons.